Messenger RNA from Hippocampus comes (tiger tail seahorse), 836 nucleotides. It is a transcript of the gene ube2t, whose product is annotated as ubiquitin-conjugating enzyme E2T (putative). The coding region runs from base 222 to 767 and encodes 181 amino acids. NCBI's taxonomy places the organism in Eukaryota, Metazoa, Chordata, Actinopteri, Syngnathiformes, Syngnathidae. The transcript has 8 exons. The record is from RefSeq and is a predicted model, not a curated record.
AAAAUCGAAGAGGUAGCGAUGAUGACGUCAUGAGAGGGAAAUACAAACGGAAUAGCGCUAGGUGUUGUCAUCAAGCGAUCGCCGAAAAGACACACAGAAGAGGGCAAAAGGAGAAAUACAUUCAAUAUAUUGUCGCGUCGAAAUGCAGAGAGUUUGCCGUUUGAAGAGAGAACUUGACAUGUUGACCACCGAACCUCCUCCCGGGAUUACUUGCUGGCAGAAUGACGAACGCAUUGACGACCUUCGGGCCCAUUCAGCACAAAACAGUCACUUUCAGAGACCCCAACGAGAUAGUCGGUGGCUCAGGGACUCCAUAUGAAGGUGGAGUCUUUUCCCUAGAGAUAAAAAUCCCAGAGAGAUACCCAUUUGAGCCCCCCAAAAUGCGCUUCUUGACUCCAAUCUACCACCCAAACAUUGACACUGCGGGACGUAUCUGUUAUGAGGCUCUCAAACUCCCUCCAAAGGGAGCCUGGAGGCCCUCCUUAAACCUCUCCACGCUUCUUACCUCCAUCCAACUUCUGAUGGCUGAACCAAAUCCAGAUGACCCACUUAUGGCUGAUAUAGCCUCCGAGUUCAGAUACAACAAGCAGCUGUUUACGCAGAAGGCCAGGAAAUGGACAGAGGAGCAUGCUGUUCAGAAGAUGACGGGAAUCUUGGAGAGCAGCCACAAAGACAAUGUCCCAAAUCACAAUGCACCUUCACGCAAAAGAGCUUCUUCUGGUGCAGAGCAGGAGCGCCACGAGCUGGCAAAGAGAACCGGCGUAUAGUUUCAAACAUUUUUGUUUCAGCCUCGUCUGACACCCUUUUUUCAAUGUAUUUUGCAUGGUUUUAAUCAG